This is a messenger RNA of Aureobasidium namibiae CBS 147.97, 2724 nucleotides long. RefSeq lists its product as uncharacterized. Bases 1 to 2724 code for a protein of 907 amino acids. The transcript is spliced from 6 exons. Lineage: Eukaryota; Fungi; Ascomycota; Dothideomycetes; Dothideales; Saccotheciaceae. Gene Ontology annotation, molecular function: DNA-binding transcription factor activity, RNA polymerase II-specific; zinc ion binding; DNA binding. Gene Ontology annotation, biological process: DNA-templated transcription; regulation of DNA-templated transcription. The record is from RefSeq and is a predicted model, not a curated record.
AUGCCAGGAAUCUUGCCUAUGAAGGUCAUCAAGGUUGGGUCAAGCGCCCAAUCUCGCAUCGCACAAGCCUGCGAUAGAUGUCGAAGCAAGAAAAUCAGAUGCGAUGGAAUCCGACCAAGUUGUUCGCAAUGCACCAGCGUUGGCUUCGAGUGCAAGACCAGCGACAAGCUCAGCCGGCGCGCCUUCCCCAGAGGAUACACAGAGUCGCUAGAAGAAAGAGUUCGGAGUCUAGAAGCCGAGGUCAGAGAGUUGAAGGAAUUGCUUGAUGAGAAGGACGAGAAGAUUGAUAUGCUGUCAAAACUGCACUCGUCGUCUGCACAAUCGGCCUUUCAAAACUCGCCACGGCGGCCAUCAGUCUCCCCAGCAGCCCCUUCACCACACACAAAUAGCGACGACGUUUUUCACGUUCAACAGACACUCCAGCUUGAUGGAAACGGCUCAAAUGCCCACUUCGCAGGCACAUCAAGUGGAAAGACCUUCUACGAUGCCUUCUCAAGACGAGUACAGGAACUCGGCCGCGCAGCACCAGCUAUCAACGUGCAGAACCUGUUACCCGGAAGCACACACAUCGCACAUCGCGAUCCCCUCUCAGACCCCAUUGUCUGGAGAGCACCUGCCAGACUCGAAUCAGAUCAAUUGAUUGGCAUCUUCUUCCAAGAGUGGGCACCGCUCUUCCCCAUUCUCCAUCGUCCUACCUUCCUAGAGCUCUAUCAGUCUUACAUGUCUGCUCCUGAGAAUGUCACAGAUAACUGUAGCCACGCUCAACUGAACCUUGUUUUCGGAAUCGCUGCCUUGUCCAGUGGUUCACGCGACACAUCCGAGCUGCAAUCAUUCGAGAGACAAUGGCAAGCAGCUAUCGACACGAUACUCUCCGAUCACAGCAUGCCUACUUUGCAGUGCUUGGUCUUGGCACAGCUAUAUUGCAUGCAACGUGGCGAUUAUGACAGGCUUCUAACAUACAAGGCACUUGCUGUCACACUUUCUUCUCGACUGGGCCUGCACCAAUCGCAGAAGCGUUUCGCUCUUGGUGCCUCCACUAGCGAGAUGAGAAAGAAGGUCUUCUGGUCGUUGUACACAAUCGAUUGCUUCUCUGCUGUCACUCUUGGUCUACCCAAACAACUCAAAGACGAGGAUGUCCACUGCGAGGAGCCUCGUGACGCCGAUGAGGAGUACGUUGACGAGAACGGCUUCAAGGCGCCUUGCCCUGGCGAGUACACUAGAGUGUCUAGUGCACUCGCACUCUUCCGCGCUGCUCGAAUCCUCUCUCGUGUUCUGGAAGAAAUCUAUCCCGCACGUUCUUCGUACGAUCUCUCUUUGCAACAGCUCUCGGCCUUGUCGGAAGAACUCGACGCGUGGCACAACGCCCUCGCACCACACUUGCGCCUUCCAUUUGCAAACGACAAGCCGACCACCGGAACCGUCAGCAGCCGAUCUCCUUUACUGUCGUUGACCUACCACUUUAUUCGUGCUCUUAUCCAUCGCCCAGCUGUAUGCGCCUCGCUUGGUCCAAAGGCUUCUUCGUCAUUACUUGCAGUCGCUGGAUCGUCCAAGCACAUCAUUCAGAUCGUCGAAUUGCUGAGCGAGAGAGCGCUGAGUUUCUCAUUCUGCAUCAACAAGGAUGAACUCGUCGUCUUGUCUGGACUGGGUCUCCUCUUCCAAAGCCUGGAUCUCGGAGAAAACAGCAAGCUCGUCAAGGAUAACCAAAAAAUGACAUCCACUGUCAUUCAGAUUCUCACCAAGACCAAGGCCCCAUCAGCAGCAGAGUUCCAAAAGCUCACCCCUUCGAUCCCAAUCGUUCCAACACAGCCGACAGCCAAACAUCAACAUCCGACCUUGUCACGCCACAAUUCUGAUGGCGCUGUUCAUCCAGUCAGCUUAGCCCACCAUGGAAGCGCCUCGCCAACAGAAAAGAACCGCUUCAAGGCAGCCGCUCAAAGGCUGAUGGCCAAGAAUCCUUUCGAUCGCAAUGACCAGAGACGAGCCACCUUCCCGAACAUCUCCUUGCACCACGCUGCAAUGCAGACGCAGAGUCAGCCAAACAUACCCCACGUCGCGACCUCCGAACCCGCAUACAGCCCCGCGAAUCCUUCUCCCCCCGCACCGCUGCCCGCUUCCGCCCGACCAUCUGCGGCGCCACAAACCCUAAGACCUGUACGAUCCUUCCCUCAGCAACAACAGCUCAAUCUGGAUUACCUGUCUUUCAGCAACGUCCCUACCCGUACACACUCACCUGACGCUCACUUGUCUAUCAAGCAGGAGCCUUCGGAUUGGGAACGCCUGCUCGGCUCGCUGGACAACGGUCAAACUAACAUCUUCGACAACAUAUAUGGCGGUCCUCCUGUCGACUUCUUGGACACACACCAUCACCAGCAUCACCAUCACCAUCAACAGAAUGUAAAGCAUAUGGUGCCUCCCAUGGCGUCGAGCUUACCCAAUCCAGCCACCCAAUGGAAUUGGAGCGUUACAAACUCCGACAUCAACGCCAUGAACUGCAGCAUGGCUGGCAGUGUCGCACAUCCCGAAAGCGUGUUUAGUAUUUCCACCGAUGAUGAUGGUGCUGCAGGUGCCAACGACGAGAUCUUUGGCAAUGACUGGGGCAGCACGAGCAGCACUAACGGUAGCGAGGCUUAUGCUGGCAUCGUGAUGCCGCAAUUGACUCCUGAUGAGCACAGUCUGUUGAGCAGCAUGUGGGGAGAAAACACUGCUGUUCUCCAGGCCUCGUGA